AUGGAGGUCGUCAGCAUCGCCGAAAGAAGCACUGAGCAAUUCGUCAGCUUGUUUUACGAACAAUACGAUAAGCAGCGUAAUCUGCUUGGCAACCUGUAUCGAGACAACUCUGCCAUUUUGUGGAAUGGCAACGCAUUUUCAGGUGCUUCUCAGUUUGCCGAGUUUUUGAGCCGUUUACCAGCCUCACAGCAUGAAAUCACUGCAUACGAUUGUCAACCUAUCGCUGCAACCAUGAAUCCCCAAGGCACCUGUGGUAUCCUCAUCAAUGUCACCGGCAUGGUCAAAUAUGAAAACAGCCCUGGCAAGCAAUCCUUUUCUCAAACAUUUAUGCUCGUUCCGGAUCAAAAUCAAGCUACCAACUACUUUAUCCAAAGUGACAACUUUCGGUAA
Lichtheimia ornata is the source of this 390-nucleotide messenger RNA. RefSeq lists its product as uncharacterized. The record is from RefSeq and is a predicted model, not a curated record. Bases 1 to 390 code for a protein of 129 amino acids. The transcript is spliced from 4 exons. NCBI's taxonomy places the organism in Eukaryota, Fungi, Mucoromycota, Mucoromycetes, Mucorales, Lichtheimiaceae. Gene Ontology annotation, biological process: protein import into nucleus. Gene Ontology annotation, cellular component: nuclear pore central transport channel.